Hypomesus transpacificus is the source of this 2910-nucleotide messenger RNA. It is a transcript of the gene slc1a1, whose product is annotated as solute carrier family 1 member 1. Gene Ontology annotation, molecular function: L-cysteine transmembrane transporter activity; L-glutamate transmembrane transporter activity; glutamate:sodium symporter activity. Gene Ontology annotation, cellular component: plasma membrane. The transcript has 12 exons. The coding region runs from base 34 to 1614 and encodes 526 amino acids. Gene Ontology annotation, biological process: L-glutamate transmembrane transport. The record is from RefSeq and is a predicted model, not a curated record. NCBI's taxonomy places the organism in Eukaryota, Metazoa, Chordata, Actinopteri, Osmeriformes, Osmeridae.
CUCUUUUAUUCUGGGUUUAGAAUCCGUCAAACCAUGGACAUGAUGGGGAGAAAGGAGCGUCGGGGCGUGAAUUUCAAAGGCUUGCUGAAGAGGAACUGGCUCUUAAUUGCCACGGUUGUGUCGGUGGUGCUAGGUAUAGGUCUGGGUGUUGUGGUGAGGGAGUACGGAUCUCUUUCCCACCUCCACAAGCAGUACUUCGGUUUCCCAGGAGAGAUCCUCAUGCGGAUGCUUAAGCUCGUCAUCCUUCCCCUCAUCAUCUCCAGCAUGAUAACAGGGGUUGCGGCCUUGGAUUCGGAAGUUUCAGGGAGGAUAGGAUUACGUGCAGCUGUGUAUUACUUCUCUACAACCAUAAUUGCAGUCAUUCUGGGCAUUGUUUUGGUGAUGACCAUAAAGCCUGGUGUGUCUCAGACGGCAGAUCACAUCGACAGGGCGGGGACCACGCCAAAUGUCACAACGGUUGAUACACUCCUGGACUUAAUAAGAAACAUGUUCCCUGAAAAUUUGGUGCAGGCUUGUUUUCAACAGUACAAGACAAAACGCAAAGAGCUGGAGCCACCUAAAGUGAUGGUCAACGCUACAUUCCCUCCUCUAUCAACCACCAUCAUGACCACUGUAGAAGCAAUACAGAACAUAACAAAGGAAUACAAGAUCGUCGGGAUGUAUUCAGACGGCGUCAACGUCCUGGGACUCAUCGUGUUCUGCGUUGCUUUUGGACUCGUCAUCGGAAAGAUGGGCGACCGGGGUCGCAUCCUUCUGGAGUUCUUCGAUGCCCUGAACGAAGCCACCAUGAAACUCGUCCAGAUCAUCAUGUGCUAUAUGCCAGUGGGAAUCCUCUUUCUAAUCGCUGCCAAGAUCAUUGAAGUGGAAGACUGGGAGAUCUUCAGGAAGAUGGGCCUGUAUAUGGUGACAGUGCUGAGUGGUCUAGCCAUUCAUUCCACCAUCUGUCUGCCUCUGAUCUUCGUUGCCAUCGUGAGGAAGAACCCGUUCACCUUCACCCUGGGGAUGGCCCAGGCACUGGUCACUGCCCUCAUGAUCUCCUCCAGCUCUGCCACCCUGCCCGUCACCUUCCGCUGUGCCGAAGAAAACAACCGCGUCGACAAGAGGAUAACGCGCUUUGUCCUGCCCGUCGGGGCCACCAUCAACAUGGACGGCACGGCCCUCUACGAGGCUGUGGCUGCCAUCUUCAUCGCCCAGCUGAACGACUACGCUCUGGAUGUGGGUCAGAUAGUCACCAUCAGUAUCACAGCAACCGUCGCCAGCAUAGGAGCUGCUGGGGUGCCAAACGCAGGCCUGGUUACCAUGGUUAUCGUAUUAACUGCAGUAGGACUGCCGGCUAGUGAUGUCACGUUAAUUGUUGCCGUUGAUUGGCUGCUAGAUCGCUUCCGCACCAUGGUGAAUGUGCUGGGAGAUGCCUACGGUGCAGGGAUAGUCCAGAAACUCUCCAAGAGAGAACUGGAGAGGAUGGACCUGACGUCUGACGUAGAUGUCGCCAACCCCUUCGCCCUGGAGACCACUCUGGAUGACGAGGAAUGUGAAAAGAAGUCUUACGUCAAUGGCGGCUUCACUGUGGACAAGACCGAUGCCAUAUCCUUCACUGAGACUUCCCAGUUUUAAGGCCCUUUUACGUUGAUGAACCAGAGUCAAGGAAAGGAUAGAUGUGCCAUGCUGCUAUUAUGGGAGUGAGUUAGAAAACCAUAUUAAUCAACUAGUGCCAUUACCCCAGAGUAACAUCAGACCCUUACAAAGCUCCUCCCAGGCUUUGUUUAGAUGACCAAUCAGUGUGUUCAUAAGCCUCAGCAGCCCCUGAACUCCUCCUCUAUUCCUAAAGUGCUUCCUUCCUUUACUGACACUGGGCUAAGAACCAACAGCCACUUUUGAAUUGAACCUGUGGUCAUAUGUAUAUGUAUGUAUGUGUGCGUGUGUCAAGAAUUCUGUCUUGUGUUUGAAAACCGAAUAAUACCACUGGGCUGACGUUUGUCUUGCUAAAAUGAGCAUGGAUGAAAAAAAUAUGUAUAGUUAAAGUUCAAUAUACAGUACUUUGCGAUUAUUGAAAAUAGUUUUCAAAGUAGUUUGUAAAACAGAAUUCUGCUUUAUGUUUGCUCCAAAGUACAAUACUCUUGCAGAGGCGACAGUCAUGUGUGCAACUGUCACGUCAAUGUUUUUGAGCUUAAUGUGUCCUUUUUUAUAAAUACACUGUGCCAAACAUCAAACAUUUCUUAUGAGGCAUCACAUGAAGCAAUAAGACAAAGAACAAUGUUUGAGCACUUGCAAUGAAUGUAAUUUCUCAAGAAACCAGAAUUCUUUAGAAAAAAAAACCUGGGCAAAAAAAUAGGCACAAUUAGGGGUUAAAACUAUAAGUAAUUAAACACUGUGAAAUAUAAAGCAAAUAUUUUCUUAAUGAAUUUCUAAAAUAUUCCAGAUUGUAAAGAGCUGCGUGCUGCAGAGUGGAUGUGAUACUUUGGUACUUUAGAUGCUCAAUGUCUAUUCGAUGGUUGAGGAGGUUGGUAUUUGAUUGGCAGCCUUCGUUGUUCUUAAACCAAUCAGAGGAGUGUUGGACUAGUGUAAAUAGAUACUAUAACUCCUAAAGUAAUUGAAACUCCAUUAAAUGGUUGUGUUAUAGUAUGAUAACAUAACAGGAGCUGGUUUACAGAAAAGGCUUUUAUUUUGGUUUUUGGUGUGGGGGUAAUGUAAUAUCUUUCAAAGCAUGACAUGGAGUUUAUUUACAAUGCUAUAUGAAGGCUCAUCCAAAUUUAAAACUGCCACAAUGGUCUUAUUGGAGUCAUGAUACUGUGAUCAUGGAUCGUGUUGAUUGAAAAGAUUCCAGGAAGAUACUUAAUAAAAGAAAAGGAAAUCAUCUCUGAUUUAUAAAAUAGCAUUGAUCAGAGGGGAAUAAUUAGCUUGUAAACACAU